Messenger RNA from Brachypodium distachyon (stiff brome), 3530 nucleotides. RefSeq names its product leucine-rich repeat receptor-like serine/threonine-protein kinase At2g14510. The record is from RefSeq and is a predicted model, not a curated record. Lineage: Eukaryota; Viridiplantae; Streptophyta; Magnoliopsida; Poales; Poaceae. Bases 140 to 1579 code for a protein of 479 amino acids. Gene Ontology annotation, molecular function: protein binding. The transcript is spliced from 7 exons.
GCCUGUUCUCCUCUGACCGCGCCAAACCUUCCCCGCCGGCCUAGUCAAACUCACCUGCCGCUGCACAAACGCAAAACCAUCCCAAUUCAAUUCCCCUCCAUUUCCACGCAAAAUUCCAGCAAAAGCAAAGCCCACCAGAAUGCCGCGUCUCCUCGCCCUCCUCGCGGCCGCCGCCCUCUUCCUCCUCCUCCCCCUUGCCGCCGGCCAGCGAUUCCGCGGCUUCUCCUACCUCCUCGACUGCGGCGCCCCGUCCCCCACCACAGACCGCCGCGGCCUCAGCUGGAACCCCGACGGCCCUUACGUCUCCGCCGGCACCCCUCGCGAGCUCCCAGUCCAGGGCCUCCUCGACCCCACCCUCGGCACCCUCCGCGCCUUCCCGCACCGCCCCGCCGCCAAGUUCUGCUACACGCUCCCCGUCGACCGCAACCGCCGCUACCUCCUCCGCCCCACCUUCUUCUACGGCUCCUCCUCGCCGCCGCCGCCCGUGUUCGACCUCAUCGUGGACGGCACCUUCUGGACCGCUGUCGACACCACCGCCGACAGCCUGGCCGGCAGCGCGUCGCACUACGAGGCCGUGUUCCCGGCCAGGGGCAGGAGCAUGACCUUCUGCCUGGGCGUGAACCCCAACUACACCGACUCCGGCCCGUUCAUCAACGCUCUGCAGGUGAUCCAGCUUGAUGAUUCGGUUUACAACGCGACGGAUUUCGGGAGAAGCGCGAUGGGCCUCAUUGCACGGACCAAGUUUGGCUCCACUGGCGACGUUGAGAGGUACCCUGAUGACAGUUUUGACCGCUAUUGGCAGCCAUUUUCAGACAGCAAACAUGCAGUCAGUAGUACCCAUAAUGUUACAUCAGCUGAUUUCUGGAAUCUUCCUCCUCCCGAUGUGUUUAAUACAGCUUUGGUAGCAAAACAAAAUGCACCCUUGGUGUUGCAAUGGCCUCCAAUGCCUCUCCAAAAUGAUAGCUAUUACGUCGCCCUUUAUUUUGCUGAUACAUUAGCUGAUAGUUCGAGGACCUUUGAUGUGUAUAUAAAUGAUUACAGCUUUUUCAAAGAUCUACCAGUAACAUCAGCUGGACUUUCUGUCUUUGCAACACAAUGGAUUCUCUCAGGUCUGACCAGAGUUAUAUUGACUUCUAGUUCUGUUCUUCCACCACUUAUCAAUGCUGGCGAAGUCUUUGGACUUUUUCCCAUUGGAAAAUUGACAAUUACACGAGAUGCACUUGCUCUGGAGAGUGUGAAGAGAAACCUUCAAAACAUACCCGAUGAUUGGAUUGGAGAUCCAUGUAUGCCUCGUGGAUAUGCUUGGACUGGAGUUACAUGUGAUGAAGGGGAAUUUAUACGUAUCGUCUCAUUGAACUUUUCAAGUAUGGGCAUCUCUGGAUCUCUUUCACCUGACAUUGCAAACCUGACCGCGCUUACUAACAUAUCUUUUGCAAACAAUAGCUUGUCUGGACCUAUUCCUGAUCUCAGCAAACUGAACAAACUCCAAAGAUUGCACCUGUACGAUAACAAGUUGAAUGGAACGAUACCCCAGACAUUGGGGACAAUUCAGGUCUUGCGUGAACUCAUUCAGAGUUAGUGAUGUUCGGUUCUGACGUCUGUGCCUGCUUUACUCGAUUGGUGUGACGGAUCUGGUGGCCCCCAUGGCAGUUCAGUCUGGCCCUUGGCUCCGGCUCAGCUUCCUUCACUGGUCAGAGGUGGCUACAUGGGUAGCAGCUCUUGAUCAUGGUCGAGGGGGAACAGGCCUCAACAGCCUAGGAUGGCUUGGUGGUCGUGGGUCAUCUGCAGUAUUUUCCAUAAGGAGCUAUUUUAUUCUCACUGAUAAGUGCCCUACUUGACCAAUCCUUGAUAAUACAGCCUGUAGUUAAAGAUUGCCCUAAAUUAAGGUCAUGUGUUGGUGUGGUGGACAUCACACGCUGGUACACUUCCACCUCCAUGUAGGUUUCUUGCUACAAUAUUCUAUGACAGGCAUCUCCUUUGUCAUGUUUCAUAUCUAUUCUCUGUUAGCUUCUUGCUGUCUAUUUUGUUUUAUCCAAAAAGUAUUCCAAGCCACAAACCUUUUUCUUUGUUGACCCAUAAUGGUUUCUUUUCACUUUUAAGAUGUAACUACCCCUUGGGCAAUAAUCAGUACUCCUACUUGGGAUGUAUUUGGUUAACUUCGGCCCUGAGUAGCCCGUUACUAGACCUGGACAUGGGUGACCCAGACUGAAGCCCAACUGUUAGAAUUAAUCUUGAGUAUGAGUUCUACUAGGAUUAGGUGAGUUUGUGAGUUGUAAUCAGGUUAGUUUCUUGGUUAAGCUAGCCUGCGUGUUGGAAUCCUUGUGUGAUUAGGAUUGGAGUUAGUCACGUGUGAGUACUAGUGCGUGUCUGUUAAGGUGUUUGUUCUGACCAGCGCUCUGUAUCUAUACAUGCACAUAUGGCUAGGUUGUAACGUGUGUUUUGAGUUGAUAAGAGAAAUAAAGAAAAGAGAGGCACGACAGGUGCCUCUGGCCAAAUAAAAUUCCGAUCGCGUGCGUCUUCAUGUGAUUGAUCUUUGGGCAAACCCAACAUUUGGUAUCAGAGCGGGGUUCAAGAUGAAGACGCGCUUGCCUCGGGGAGGCGAUGUGCUAGCGCCUCGGGGCGGGCAAUCAGCGGCGGAGUGGUGUCCGCGGAUAAGAGCGGGCAAACAGUGGCAGUGCGCGAAGAGGUGUUCAGCGGAUUGGAUCGGGCAAUCGGUGGCUGUGCAGUGGAGUGACGUUCAGCAGAUCAGAUAGGACUAUCGUCGCAGUGGAACGAUCUCCUAGUAACGGGAGAUCAUCCUGAUCGUCGGAAAGUACUCGACAUCGGGUCAAGCUGCGUAUGUACGUCCAGGUCAGCGUCUGUGAGUCGUGGUUGUGUCAAGUGUUCGCUGGUGUGAGGCUCUGUUGCAGUGGAAGCAUGUCACGGUUGAAGGGCUGUCCGGUGAGAUGUAUCACUGAGGGCGAAGACGUGCGUGCAGACAAGGUGGCGGGUGGUCAUAUGUGUGUCUCGGCAAGAAGAUGGAAGCUCAAGAGUAUUGUGAGGCGGUGUACCAGUGAAGGUGAGUCUCUUCAAUGAGGCCAUGUCUCUACGUGGAGCUAUGGGUUUAGCUAGCACGUAUUGCGCUAGGAGUGUACGGUGUAGUGCACAGGGUUAGCGUGGCUGGGAGUCAAGACCAUGCGUUGAGCUGAUUCGACAAGUCGUGAACCUGCAGAGAGUCAAGAUCAGGGGGAGCACAGAAGACAAGUCAAGAUUAGGGGGAGAUUGUUAGAAUUAAUCUUGAGUAUGAGUUCUACUAGUAUUAGGUCAGUUUGUGAGUUGUAAUCAGGUUAGUUUCUUGGUUAAGCUAGCCUGCGUGUUGGAGUCCUUGUGUGAUUAGGAUUGGAGUUAGUCACGUGUGAGUACUAGUACAUGUCUGUUUAGGUGUUCGUUCUGACCAGCGGUGUGUGUAUAUACAUGCACAUACGGCUAGGUUGUAACGUGUGUUUUGAGUUGAUAAGAGAAAUAAAGAAAAGAGCUCUGGCCAAAUAAAA